AUGAUAAAAUCAACUAAUAUAAAUGAACUCCGUGACUUAUUGAUUUAUUUACUUGUUCAUUCAUCACCAAUUUUUCCCGAGAUAUAUAAUAACAAUGCUAUUUUGAUUAUGAAGAAUAAUUUAUUAAUUCAAAAACAUCAGUUACGGGCAUUAUUAUAUUUCAUUCCAAUAGAACAAAGAGAAAUAUUAUAUUCAUUAUUUGAAUUUCUUCAUUUAAGUCGUAUACCAAUAGAAAAAAUUGUUCCAGUCUUUACUAAGAUAAUUUUUAAAACAUCUACUAAGUUUCAGACUAAAUUCUCAAUGAUUCUUUCAGUAUAUAUUGAACAUUAUAAUUUUAUGUCAUUUCAACUAAGUCAAAAUGUACCUAAUAGUGUUAUUGCUUAUGAAUUAAAAGCAAGAACAAUUAGUUCUUUUCCACCUGAGUAUAAAUCAGGAUUUUUAGAAGUUCCUGCAAAUGCUGUGAUUGAAAUAAUUGCUAUCAAUACACCAGAAUGGAUUAUUGGUAGGUAUAGAGAAGGUUUAAAUCAAAGUAAUGAAGAAACAGAGAUUUGUGGUUUUAUUGCUAUUUCAUUUCUUAAACUUAUUCCUGAAAAAUUUACUCUCCCAGAUAGAGCAAAAAUAGAUCUUAUUGAAGAAGUUACUCCAAAGAUUAUGGUUACAAGAAGAAGUGAUGCAACUAAAUCAAGACAUUCUACAUCUCUUGUUAUGUCACAAACAAUUUAUUGUGAAAUUUGUUAUAAAGUACCUAUUGAAAAUCCAUCUAAAUGUGAAUUUUGUGCAAAACAUAUUCAACCACGGUGUUGUUAUGAAUGUCUUAUUUCAUUAGAGUGUUUAAAAAAUGCUAAAUGUCCUUUGUGUGGACAUGAAUUAAAUAAAAAAUCAAAAAUAAUACCAACCAACCCUAUUCCAGAAAGAGUUAUUACUCCUUCAAACUCACCAAUUAUUGAAAAGAAAUGGAAAAACAAUUAUAAAAUAAGUGUACUUGGAAUAACUGGAGUAGGAAAAACUUCACUUAUUGUUCAUUAUGUUUUUGGAAAAUUUGUUGAACAAAAAGAUAAUACUAUUGCUGAUAUUUAUAGAAAAACUUCAAUAGUUAAUGAAGUUCCUUGUCUUAUUCAAAUUAGUGACUUUGAUGAUAAAAAAGCUGAUGGAUUUAUUUUAGUUUAUUCAAAACAAAUAGAGAAGUCUCUUGAAUAUGUUAUGGAUAUGGAAAAGAAAUUAACAUCAAAAUAUAAAAGAUUUGUCAUUGUUAGAAAUGAUUUUAAAGAAACACCAGAAGACAAUGACAUUUGUUUUCAUCAUGUGUUUAGUGUUAAUGCAACAACUUCAAUAGAUAACUUCGGUCGAGCAGUUGAAGAAUUGAUAUGUGAUAUUAGAGCCAUAGAGUCUAGACCAAAGAAGGUGAGUAAAUGCAAUAUUCAAUAA
This is a messenger RNA of Entamoeba nuttalli P19, 1425 nucleotides long. Its product is annotated as Ras family protein. The coding region runs from base 1 to 1425 and encodes 474 amino acids. NCBI's taxonomy places the organism in Eukaryota, Evosea, Mastigamoebida, Endamoebidae. Gene Ontology annotation, molecular function: GTPase activity; GDP binding; GTP binding. Gene Ontology annotation, biological process: signal transduction. Gene Ontology annotation, cellular component: plasma membrane. The transcript has a single exon. The record is from RefSeq and is a predicted model, not a curated record.